This is a messenger RNA of Ictalurus punctatus (channel catfish), 1361 nucleotides long. RefSeq names its product urokinase plasminogen activator surface receptor. Lineage: Eukaryota; Metazoa; Chordata; Actinopteri; Siluriformes; Ictaluridae. The record is from RefSeq and is a predicted model, not a curated record.
UAUGUGGUGUACUGUAUGUAUUACUUCCAAGCACUUAUCAGACCCCGCACUGCACUACGCUCUCUCCGAGCGCCUAGCACCGCUCGACUGGUCCCGCCAUCUCUCGGGGUGCAAGAAACACCAACGAUGAAGUCUCAGGUCACACUCCUGCUCAUCUGCAUGCUUUUCUCCAAAGCGCUGUCGCUGACUUGUCACCAAAGUGUGCCACACUUAUCUGGAACAUGCACCAAUGAAAAGAUAAUCUGUGCAGAUCAGUGUCUCACUGCCACCACUUCUGUGUACAUGCGCGGUGCAAAGAUGUCGGAUGCUAAUAUGAAGGCUUGCGGCACGGCAGAGAUGUGUGUGAGCGAGAGCAUGAACCUGGGAGUGAUGAAAAUGGUCAACAAUGUCAAAUGCUGCCAAACUGAUCUCUGCAAUGCUGAAACGCUGCCAGCUCCUCCGAAGCAGGCUCCCAAUGGGAGAUCGUGUUACAGCUGUGAUGCUAACGGCUGCUCAGGAACAGUGAACUGUGAAGGAAGUGAAAAUCGCUGCAUCAGUGUAUCAGUUCAAGAAGGGAGCAAGACCACGUCUAUGAAAGGAUGUGUAUCCAAGAGCCUCUGUGCUGCUUCUGGAUCAACAAGCAUGCCAGGAAUUGAAACACCAACGAUGAAGUCUCAGGUCACACUCCUGCUCAUCUGCAUGCUUUUCUCCAAAGGGUUUUCACUGAAAUGUAUGGCUGGCAACUGUAACUCAGUAUCUGGAUCAUGCACACAGCAGAUCUGUUUACAAAGCGAUCACUGUGUCACUAGUACCACUUCUUUAACCAUUGGUGGUGCAAAGUUGCAAGAUGUUAAUACGAAGACAUGUCUCUGCGGCACGGUAGAUUCGUGUGUAACCGAGAGCAUGAACCUGUGCAUACUAAAAAUAGUCAACAAUGCCAAAUGCUGCAAAACUGAUCUCUGCAACACUGAAACGCUGCCAGCUCCUCCGAAGCAGGCUCCCAAUGGGAGAUCGUGUUACAGCUGUGAUGCUAACGGCUGCUCAGUAACAGUGAACUGUGAAGGAAGUGAAAAUCGCUGCAUCAGUGUAUCAGUUCAAGAAGGGAGCAAGACCACGUCUAUGAAAGGAUGUGUAUCCAAGAGCCUCUGUGCUGCUUCUGGAUCAACAAGCAUGCCAGGAAUUGGUAAAUCAAACAUCCAUUGUUGUGAGGGGAAUCUGUGUAACGGUGCUGAGAACUUCACACUGAGUUUCCUGCUCAUGAUCGUCCCUCUGCUCUCCUCCGUCCUCUUCUACUGAAAUCUCCACUGAUGGAGCAGCUCAUGAAAAGUAGAAGUUUCUUUUUUAGCAUGUGAUUAAAAAUUUUGCUCUGUCUGCAAACCGAG